This is a messenger RNA of Salvia hispanica, 871 nucleotides long. Its product is annotated as protein LURP-one-related 4-like. The record is from RefSeq and is a predicted model, not a curated record. NCBI's taxonomy places the organism in Eukaryota, Viridiplantae, Streptophyta, Magnoliopsida, Lamiales, Lamiaceae.
GUGAACUCAAAAAACACGCACAAAUUAGGGCUUUUCAGCUUUCCAAUUAAUCCACAAAUUAAAUCAAAAUCGAUGGCGAAAAUUCACCCGAAUCCAUCGGCAAACACUUGUUCAUCUUCAUCGGAGAAGGAGACGUUCACGAUUUGGAUGAAAUCACUCGUUUGCCAUGGAAAUGGCUGCACCGUCUUCGAUUCCGACGGAAACGUCGCUUUCCGAGUCGAUAAUUAUCAACAGAGAUGCAGCAGCAAGGCCUUUCUCAUGGACUCCACCGGCAAUAUCCUCUUCUCUUUAAACAGAAAGAAAUUGGGGUUUGGAAGUUGGGAGGGAUUCAAAUGGAUCGAUUCAGUCGUGAGAAUGGAGAAACCGUACAUUCGAGUAAGGCGAAAUGGCGGAAUUUUGAGAAAGGAUAAUUCGUGCCAGGUUUCAGUGGGAUGUGAUGAAAGCAGUUACACAAUCACAGGAUUUGAAGGGAAAUCAAAUCUGAAGAUCACAGACUUUUCCGGCCAGAUUUUGGCUGAGGCGACACGAAAGCAAUCAGCAGAAGGGGUUGUUUUGGGAGAAGAUGUGUUGAGAUUAACUGUGGAGGCGCGUGCAGACCAAUCGCUUGUGAUGGCACUUGUAACACUCUACGGCUUGAUUAGUGGAAAACUGUGACUAUUAAUUAAUUAAUUAAUUAAGGGAUGUAAAUAGGAGAUGAGUUUGAUUGGAUAUAAUCAAUCCAUACACUGUGUUAAGUGUAAACUCUUAGGUAGAAAAUGAUAGUUGAAAAAUGAUCUUUACCAGCAAUAUUUUCAUAGUGCGAAUAGGGACUCAAUUUUGUACUAGUAUAUGUUUUGAUAGUUUAGUUCUGUUAUGUCUUUGAACAAGUUAA